Jaminaea rosea is the source of this 2382-nucleotide messenger RNA. RefSeq lists its product as hypothetical. NCBI's taxonomy places the organism in Eukaryota, Fungi, Basidiomycota, Exobasidiomycetes, Microstromatales. The record is from RefSeq and is a predicted model, not a curated record. The coding region runs from base 101 to 2125 and encodes 674 amino acids. The transcript has a single exon.
AGCCCUUGAUCGUAUCACCACUUCACCUUGACUUGGCCCAACGAUCCUGAGCCAGUGAGUCGCCUUCAAGCUCAACGCAGCCGGCCCGACCUGCCAUACAAUGCCCUCUUUUGCCAGCUUGCUGCCCUCUACACCCAUCUUCGAAGACAUCCUCCUUCGUCGCCACGCAAACGUCCAGCCCGGCCAUCAGCACCAGCAGAGCACCUCUUGGCCUCGCUCCUCGUCUCGACGACAUCGCAGGGCAAGAACCUUCUCCUCCGCUGCCCCUCUUCUCUCUCAGCAUAUCGAGGCUACCAGCUCUCCAACCAAGCGCAUGCCUUGGCGCAUCGCCAGAAAGAGGAGGAAGACAGCUAAGAGUCGAUCGUCUCUACGCCACCGCUCCUCAUUUAGCUCGCCGCCGCGCUCACCACACGGGAACCACUCGACGUCACCGCUCCCAAUGUCGUCCCACGAGGUCACCAAGUCGCCCUUGGCCAAGCUAGGGAAGCGCGUUGCAAAGUGGCGCAGCCGUCGAGAGGCUCUCAGCCUACCAUCUGGACAGGCAACCAACACUCCUGUACACAAGCGCACAGUCUCGCUGCCUAUGCUUGAUGACUUCAAUGGCGGCGGCGGCGACCCGAUGAUGCCAGACUCCUCACUCAUUUCGCGCAGAGCCUUUGAGCUCACAGAGACCCUUUCGCCCUUCGAGGAUCAACAGUCAGCCAAUCAGUCCCCACAGCCUGAGCGUCUCGUCAUCCCCCGCGUCAUCGCCCGUCAAGCAGGGCCAGUUCAUCUACCUCAGCAGGGCUUCUAUCGAGGGGCGAAAGACCACCGUCACGGGAUGGCGCUGACUCCGAUCAGCAGCAGAUUGCAGCAUCCUCCAAGCCUUCAGAACCUGCUCCCGAGGACCCGACAAGAUCAGUAUAGCGCAGCUGAGGCGCAACGUCAGCGCCUGCAGGUGUACAGGAUCCCGUCUACGGCUAUCAUCGCCCCGAGGAAGGUAUAUGAGCAGCGCCGUCACGCCUCAGAGACUCUCUCUGUGGGCGUUGAUCAUUCGCCCUCCCUCUAUUCCGAGAUCGCAGGCUUCCCUAGCUCACUUGACGACGACGACGAUCGCCAUGCGUUCGGCUUCCCACCUCGCAGUCGACGCUGUGAAGCUACACCACCGCAUACACACAGCCAAGCCUUCUCCCUCGGCGCAGCUUCAGCACUGGAGGCCUUCCUUGCCUCAACGGCAUCGCAUGCGAGCUUUGAUGUGGGCAAUGGGAUGACGAGGACCUCCUCCGAGGCCAUGCCCACAGCGUGGCAGCACUUCUCCGCCGAUGACGAUGGCGAACAGGAGAUUCGAGUUGCCAAGGAAGACCAUACCAAGGCGAGAGAGACCAGUGGCACGAGGCAGCCGACGACCAGCGCAUCUGCCAACAGCGGCGUGAAGAUCACGAAGACGAUCACUACCACCUCGACCCGUGCUCCAAGCCUACGCAAGGUACCCAGCACGACGCCUGAGCAGCAACACCUCAGACCGGAAGAUCCCUUCUCCCUAGACGAAAGCACCAUGACCUUCUGGCUCGAAAGCGAGCGCAGCUUAGCCAGCAUCGAGGCGCCUGCACCCACCCUCGCCUCCGCCGAUCCCUUUGACACGUCCUUUCAAUCAACGCAGCAUUCCAGGCGACUACGACGUCGCCCGCUCUCACCCGUUCAUUCGCAAUACUCGUGGGUCGCAGUCUACACCUCCGGCUCGGAUGAAGGCCGUGCCUCUCGCUCGGAUCUGUCGGCUAGCCUGUCCCACCUCGACGGACAGGAGCGCGAGCGAGAGGACGAAGGCGAAGAGUCACGCCUCGCGCGUCACAUCCUCUGCCAUUGGUCCCCUACGCAAGACCACAGUGUCAGUACCUUUGCGAGUAACACCGGGCGCAGCAGCGUGAGCGCCAACAGCCCCCGCAUCCCAGACCGAAGGAGCAGCAUCUGUACCGCACCUGCGCCUACGCCCGUGGGUUCGUUCAACGAUCCUCGCGGCAGCGUGAGCGGCGAACCGGAUGAGUCCUUCGCUGCCGGUGAUAGAAGAGUAAGCUACUGGUGCCCGACCCAGGAUGUCCUCGAGGACUAUCUGAAUGAGUCGCAGAGGGCCAUCCUGAUCGAUCGCUAGGCUGCGAGCCAAACGGUCGAGGCUUCAAUUGUAACACACCACCACACGCCACUUUCUUUCCUUGUCUAGAUUCGCUGCCCCAUCCUUCGCCGUGGCAUACACACCCACACGCCGCACACACACGCGCACGCAACUUCAUCUAUACCCUCUCUCGAUCAUAGUGUAGCUAGUCAGCAAUGCCUCGUUCUUCUCUCAGGUCAUGCCCUCAAAAGCGCGUGUGCUGCCGUGCCAAAUGACGUUGGUGAUUGCCAAGUGGA